Molecule: messenger RNA, 1439 nt
Organism: Ceraceosorus guamensis
Lineage: Eukaryota; Fungi; Basidiomycota; Exobasidiomycetes; Ceraceosorales; Ceraceosoraceae
Exons: 2
Coding region: 173-1171 (332 amino acids)
Biological process (GO): endoplasmic reticulum unfolded protein response; retrograde protein transport, ER to cytosol
Cellular component (GO): endoplasmic reticulum lumen
Source: RefSeq, a predicted model, not a curated record
AUCUCGAGUCGGAAGGCUAGAUCCUGCCACCUCUACAUCCUCUCCCUCAAUCUGCCUUUGAUACUCGCGACUUCGCAAGGAAAUUUUGGCACUCGCUUCUCCUCACAGAAGGCCCUCGAAAGUCCAUGAUUGGACAUUCGCCUCGGUCCUUGUCGCGCGAACAGCCGGCUCGAUGGACAUCAUGAAUCGUUGGACGGCGAAGAAGGCACAUAGCAGCAGGAUGAGGAGGUCGACCCUGCUUGGCGGUGCCCUUUUCUUGGGCUUCGCAUCAGCUCAUCGACUUGGCAAGCCUGGACCUGGCACAUCUGGCCUUGGGCUCAAUAGCAAAGUGUUUCCUGAAGAUCCCUUCUCCUCGCCUGCGUACAAUAUCAUCUUUGACCCGCUCGAUCCUGUCAGAAAUGCCACGCUGGUAGGACUACUUCAAGACCAAGCAGACGGUCUUGCGGACGGAACGCAGAGCAUAGAGCUGCUGGGAGGAGCGGACGGCCUGCAUGCUUGUUUCAGCGCUGCAUCUCCAGAGAUAGAUGCGCGCAAGAGGGCACAAUCGAAUAUAGAUCUCUCUUCCCUCUCAGCAACAGACCUCGAAUUAGCUCGAUCGCGCGCUCUAUCCAAAGGCCUAUCGUUGCUUGCGCCUCUGCGCAAGACUUGUCUCUACCACACGCUCGACUGGUUCACAUACGAGUUCUGCUACGGAGCUCAAGUGAGACAGUUUCACGCGCUGCCCGGAAGCUCUCUACCUGGACGCACACCCGUGCCGGACCCAGGACAGGAUAGCUACGUACUGGGCAGAUCGCCUUCUUCGUCUUACUAUGCAAAUCGCUUGGAUGGUAGCGCGGUUGCGCAACAGGAUGAUGCGGCGAGCAGCAACGCUCAAGACGAGGCUAAGAGGGAAGAAGUAGGCGAGUUGAUGGAGGUGGUCUCGCUCGCAGCUGCACCUGGCCCCUCGGCUGCCAGACAAGGCGCAACGAAUGCCAAUGAUGCCAACGAGAAAUCGCAGCAUGAAGCGUCCAGCUCGCUCAAAAGAGGCGAGAGGUAUGUCUCGCAACUUUGGGGAGGCGGCACGCUUUGUGAUCUGAACAACGAGAGGAGGAGCGUGGAAGUUCAGUUCUACUGUUCCCGCAGACCGGGCGAUCGCAUCUCGCUGGUAAAGGAGACGACUACGUGCAAUUAGUGAGUUCGGAAAGCUUGUGCCCCAAACUGUGGUUUCUGUGCUGCUGCGACAGUAAUAUAGAGCUCAACAUCUUCUCUCUCAUCGCAGCGUCAUCGUCAUCGAAACACCACUGCUUUGCACGGAGCCCGCCUUCGCUCUUCAGGAUGAUCCAGUGCAAGAUAUCAAAUGCAGACCGGUCGUGUCUGAUGAUUGGGUGGCACCGGCCAAGCCCGUCACGCAAGCACCAGAAAGGGGCAUAGACGCGUCGCAGACUCGAGAUCAUCAAGAU